Messenger RNA from Penicillium arizonense, 2070 nucleotides. Its product is annotated as LIM domain-containing protein. The record is from RefSeq and is a predicted model, not a curated record. Lineage: Eukaryota; Fungi; Ascomycota; Eurotiomycetes; Eurotiales; Aspergillaceae. Bases 1 to 2070 code for a protein of 689 amino acids. The transcript has 3 exons.
AUGGCGUCCAUGAUCUUACCCAGCAUCAAAUGCUCGGAUUGCGGUUGCAAUGUCGAGAUCUCGGCCCUGGGGGAUCAUGUCUGUGUGCAGACUGGCUAUCCCCCUGCGCUCCCAUCACCACCUCCCUCCGCAGGGUUAGGAUCGCCCGACCGACUGUCGAAGCCAGGGAGAGGACCUCCCCCGCGGAUUGAUCCAUCGGUUGCCAACAAAGCAUACCUGCAGCCGAACGUGCCUACGCCUGCCAGCAGUGUCGGUUUAUCGCCCAUGUCGGUCAGCGCUGCACCAAAAUCUCCAAUGCCACACAGCCCGGCCGAUAACAGCUCCGUGAUCGACUUGGAUUCGGUUUUCUCGUUUCCAAUGCCUGGAAACAGGUCGCCGACUCAUGUACGGACACCGAGCCCAAUGACUGGAGGAAUGGCCAAGUCACUACCGCCGAUUCCAUCGUCAUCGUUUGGACUGGGCAUGGUGCCAGAGAACAUACAGCUGCCCCCCAGUCCACUUCCGCCAGCAAAAUCGCCAGCCCCAGAAAUGAAUCACUCGAGGGGAGACUCAGUGGCCAGCCGCAGCAGCUAUGGAUCAUCUUUUUCUAGCAGCCGCUAUGGUGACUCGACAGCGAGAUCAUCGACAAAUAGCUUUACGCGUGGCUUUAGAACAUUUAUGGACGACACACCACCAGUGCCUCCAGCGCCUCUCCGCACUCCUAACAAGAAUGCUUUCUCACGCGAUUCAAACAUGUCCGUUGUUUCAUCCCGGGUUUCAUCGCGAAGUGAUAGGGAGGAGAUCCAUGGUGGAUUCGACUUUGGCAUUCCCACAGACCAGAACUCGACACUACACGAACUCCCCGAAGAGUCUCCCUCUGAUGAACACCGGAGCAACGACGAAUACGAUUUCCAGUCAUCUGCGCAGACUCACCUGCAUCCCGCAGCAGCAGCGGCGGCGGAGCCAGGUAGUGAUGUCCCCAGGAAAAACUCCGACGCAAGCACAGCCAGUGCAUUGUCCGUGACAAGCUUUGCCCGUGCCCUUGGUCUCGAAGACCAAAUGAACCACGACAGCUCUGCUUCGUCUGAUUCGUCUCCUUCCGAUGCGCGCAGUGGAAGUUCUAUGUCCAGCCUUCCCUCCGAUGCCAGCUUGAACCGACACAAGCCCACCGAUCCUCUCAAUCUAGGACCAUUGGUUGAGGAACUACCAGCACGAACCCGACAGACCAUUUUGGAAAUUCCCGGUCGUCAACGCAGUCCUAUGGAGGAGGUCCCUACCAUUCCAGCUGCGUACUUCAGCCCAGACUCGCCUACCGAUCCUGCCAUCGGCCAAGGUGGUCUGUCCUUGAUCGCAUCAAAGGCAGAAGUAAUCCCAACCCCUACUGGUCUGACACCGACUGAAUCAAGAGAGCCUUCUCCUAUGCCACCGCCCCAGCGAUCCUUCACAGCACCAACCCCCCGCCCACCGACUCAAUCAGCGACCCGCUCAAAAGGAAUCUGCAAGGGAUGUAACGAGACCAUCACGGGCAAAUCGAUUUCAUCCUCCGACGGUCGUUUAACUGGCCGUUACCACCGUGGUUGUUUCGUCUGCUUCGAGUGUCACUCACCCUUCCAGACUGCGGAUUUCUACGUCCUCAACAACCGUCCCUUCUGCGCACAGCAUUACCACGAGCGCAACGGUUCACUUUGCGCCGGUUGUCACACCGGUAUCGAGGGUCACUAUUUGGAGACUGUGGAGCGGAACCCAGCACGGCCAGACCGCCGUCGAUUUCACACCGAGUGCUUGCAGUGUCGUACAUGUCACAUCCUCCUCAAGGGUGACUAUUUUGAGUGGAAUGGUGAAGUCUACUGUGAACGCGACGCCCGUCGUGCCGCUGGUUACUAUCCACCACCUGGUCCUCCCGGCCCUCCUGGCCCUCCUGGCCGCCGACGUCCCACUCUUGCAUCAUCUCCGUUGUCUCAGUCUCGCGAGUUCCCGCCGGGCGGAUACCCUCCAUCUCCUAUGCCAGGGCAAGGACUGCGCCCGCGUUUUCCCCCUGGAGGCGGAGGACGCUUCCCCGAGCGACGAACCACCAGGCUCAUGAUGAUCUGA